This is a messenger RNA of Orbicella faveolata, 697 nucleotides long. RefSeq names its product dynactin subunit 3-like. Gene Ontology annotation, cellular component: dynactin complex. Lineage: Eukaryota; Metazoa; Cnidaria; Anthozoa; Scleractinia; Merulinidae. Gene Ontology annotation, biological process: cytoskeleton-dependent cytokinesis. The record is from RefSeq and is a predicted model, not a curated record.
GCAACUCUCAAUCAUACAAACAAGAUGGCUGCCAAAGAAAAAGGAGCGGCAGUUGAUGUUCUUGAGAAACGAAUAUCAGAGCUCGAAAGACGAGUACUUUCCAGUGAAGAAGACGUUCUUAAUCUCAAGGGUUCAUCGUGUUUGGGAACUUUGAGCAAUGUUCAGAAAAAUCUAAAUAAAAUUGGCUCCAAAUAUGGCAGAAUAGCAGCAGUAUGGAAAAAAGUGAAAGAGCUAGAGAUAUUCCUCUCACCAGAGUUCUUAGAAAAUGCCUCACUUACAGAUGAUGCUAAAGCUGACAUAAUUAUAGCAGGUGAGAGCCAGCUGAUGGCAUGUGCAGAUCAGCUUCGACAAGUUGAAGACUUGAAAAAGGUUGUCACGACAGAACCGCUCAAAGAUUUGCCAACCUGGUCUGCCAAACUACAGCCACUAGUAGAACUUCAUAUCCAGCAAAAGGAAGAAUUCACUGGAGUUGAUGAAAGAUUACAUAAUCUUCUAACAGCAUACAACAACAUUAUAAAUCUCUUAUCAAAACAGUUUGUUCAGUGGGAUAAUACUUUGACUCAGAUUGAACAAGCCAUGGAAGUCAAACCAGCCGAUUAGUUCUUGUGACAUCUAUCAAAACAAAUGGAGAAAAUAUUUAAGGGAUUGUAAAAAGGUCAUUUUAGGAACUGUUUAAUAAAGGUCAACAAGCAGAAAA